AUGGCGGAGAUGCUGAGCCUGCAGCUGCUGACUCUCUGGCUGGUGUGUCACGCAGACAGCACUCCAGCUGCUGCCCGCUCAUCUCCUUGGGCUCCCAAGAAGUCCGAGGACCCAGUCAGCCACGCUUACUCAGUCUCCCCAGCCUCCAACCCCAGGCCGUGGCUGGGUGCUCAGCCCGCUGCAGUUGUGACCCCCGGGGUCAAUGUCACCUUGAGGUGCCAGGCACCCCAGCCCGCCUGGAGGUUUGCACUCUUCAGGUCUGCAGAGCUCACUGAUGUGAUUUACCGGGAUGCAUCUGCGGAACUGGAGGAGUUCUUCCUGGAGGAGGUGACCCCAGCCCAGGGUGGCAGUUACCACUGCUGCUACUGGAGGCGAGGCUGGGAGCCAAAUGUCUGGUCCCACCCCAGUGAUGCCCUGGAACUGCUGGUGACAGACGAGCUGCCGCGCCCGUCGCUGGUGGCGCUGCCCGCGCCGGUGGUGGCGCCCGGGGCCAACGUGAGCCUGCGCUGCGCCGGCCGCCUGCGGGGCAUGAGCUUCGCGCUGUACCGCGAGGGCGAGGCGGCCCCGCUGCAGUACCGGGACUCGGAGCAGCCCUGGGCCGACUUCCCGCUGCUCGGCGCCCGCGCGCCGGGCACCUACACCUGCUACUACCACACGCCCUCCGCCCCCUACGUGCUGUCGGCGCGCAGCGAGCCGCUGGUGGUCCGCGCGGACGGCUCGGGCGCCUCGGACUACACCCAGGGCAACGUCCUCCGCCUGGGGCUGGCGGGCCUGGUUCUCAUCUCGCUGGGCGCGCUGGUCGUUUUCGACCGGCACAGCCAGAAUCGCGCCUCUGGCCACGUCUGGGCCUGA
Molecule: messenger RNA, 852 nt
Organism: Budorcas taxicolor (takin)
Lineage: Eukaryota; Metazoa; Chordata; Mammalia; Artiodactyla; Bovidae
Gene: OSCAR
Product: osteoclast associated Ig-like receptor
Exons: 5
Coding region: 1-852 (283 amino acids)
Cellular component (GO): plasma membrane
Molecular function (GO): collagen receptor activity
Source: RefSeq, a predicted model, not a curated record